AUGAGCGAUAGGAUCAGCUCACUGCCGGACGAAAUCCUCUCCCACAUCCUCUCUUUCCUCCCAACCAAGUACACCGUUGGUACCUCUGGCCUAAGCCGACGGUGGAAGAAUCUGUGGACUAGCCUCUACGAGCUCGAUCUCGACAAUCGCAACAGCGGCUUGGAGAACACAGCCUAUCGUUAUGAGAUUGUAAAGAGGCUAGACCUGGAAUUCUGCCGCUUCGUCUACAGGGUUUUGAGCCAGCACAAGGAUCUCAUCUCAAUUCUCUGCGGCGUUUUCGCUUCCAUUUUACAAUGGAAUACUAUGACCGCAGGGCAGAGCCGAAUUUCUGGUUGA
Messenger RNA from Linum tenue, 336 nucleotides. The record is from the annotation of a GenBank genome assembly. NCBI's taxonomy places the organism in Eukaryota, Viridiplantae, Streptophyta, Magnoliopsida, Malpighiales, Linaceae.